Messenger RNA from Cuscuta epithymum, 758 nucleotides. NCBI's taxonomy places the organism in Eukaryota, Viridiplantae, Streptophyta, Magnoliopsida, Solanales, Convolvulaceae. The record is from the annotation of a GenBank genome assembly.
AGAGCACCACACUUUCUUAAUCGAAUUGAAACUUCUCUAGACUCUAGUUCUCUCUAUUUUAUUUCUUCUUUAAUUUUUAGCUCAAAAAUGGCCACUACAUUGGUAUCGGAGAGCCGGUGCAUGAACGGCGGUGAUGAAUUUGACGGAGUUGACUUUUCCCAAAUCGACGGCUGUGCCCUUCUUCUCAUGUCAUUGCUUGAUGAUACACCGGGCGUGGUGGAAGACUUCGACGAUGAAAGAUUGAAGGGUGUUAUCCAAUCUUUGGAAGCCGAAAUAGUCAACGUGGACGGCAACGGUUUAUUUGAGGGUGGUCAACGGAGAACCGUCUCUAAAGCAUCUCAACCGUCCGAUGCCGGUCAAUUUGGUGGUCAAGAUUUUUCGGAAUUAAACGGUCUGGAUUUCUCGUGGGUAGGUAUGGUAGACAUAGAAAUGGAACCUUUGUUUCCCACACAAGUUGAUGGCAUCAACAUCUCGGAUUUGGAACAAUAUUGCGAAUAUGAUCAGAUGGACGGCGUGGAUGAAGAAGAAUAUUGCGAUAAUGGAUUUAAAUUUGAGGAGAUAUGUUCUUAUUAUGAUUAUCUUUGGUAAAAAGAAAAAAAAAUGCCUCUUACUUGAGGCCACGGUCGAUGAUCAUUUUCCAUAAAUAGUGUUGAAUUACGUACCUUGAACAUUUCCACACAACAUAAAAAGUGUACAAACUCAGCGACGAUAUUAAAAAUGGGGUUAAAUAUCGAAGAUAUUGCUUGCGUUUUUUCAAU